UGGAGUAUUCCUCCUUAAAAACCCUCUCUGAAAAUGUCAUGUCCCAACAAUGUGACUUCUAACUCGUUUUUGAUGGACUCGUUGGCCGGUACCUGUAGAGGGGAGAAUUAUUCCUCCAGCCAAGGGAUGUACAUGCAGCCUGGGAGCGAUUUCAGCUGCGGAGUCAUGAGGAACUGUGGAAUUAUCCCUUCUCUUUCCAAAAGGGACGAGGUGAAUAGCGCAACCUUGUCUCUCAGCACCUAUCCAUCUUACCUUUCGCAGCUAGACACUUGGUGUGACCCCAAAAAUACGUACAGGAUCGAGCAACCUGUUGCAAGACAGCUCCCAUCCUGCUCCUUCCCAACCAAUGUCAAGGAAGAGAAUGUUUGCUGUAUGUAUAACGCUGAUAAAAGGGCAAAAAAUGCCACAGAGACAGCCCUCUACCCCAACCAAAUGCCUGAGUCUUGCCUAAAUGACCAUGAAGUCCCCGUUCCUAGCUACUACCGAACAAGCCAAGGUUACCCCUCCAUGGAGAAGACGUCAAACUGCAGCGAUCCAAAUGAGUUUGAGGCAAGUUUUGAAUCCAGGGCGAGCCUGAACCCAAGGAAUGAGCAUCUGGAACCAGCACCUCCACCUCCUCCACCUCCUCCGCCGCCCCCGGGGGCUAAAGUGAGUUUCCCCGAAAACACAAAAACAGAUAAUACUCAGAACACAUCCACCAACGAAAUUAAAACAGAAAAAAGCGCCCCAGCACCCAAAAUAAGUCCUUCGGAAGCAGAGAAAGAGCUGAAUAAAAACACUGACACCAGCACUGACAAUUCUGACAAUGAAGCGAAAGCUUCAGUUUUCGUUUAUGUUGAACCCGAAUUUUACAUUCGUGCGGAAG
Messenger RNA from Tauraco erythrolophus (red-crested turaco), 865 nucleotides. The record is from RefSeq and is a predicted model, not a curated record. Lineage: Eukaryota; Metazoa; Chordata; Aves; Musophagiformes; Musophagidae.